AUGAACUCAACUGCCAAAGAUCCAUAUUCCACUUUCAAGCAGGCACGAGAAGGGAGCAACCAAGAAAUUUCACCAUUGUCCUACUCUGGAGCUGAAAAGUGUUCAGGGCUUGAUCAAAUCAAACAACGGGCAGAAUUCACUCCAGAAGAUGGUAGGAUCAGGAAUGCCAUAUAUGGUGCGAGACAACGGGAGCAAAAACGGAAGAAUUUGAACGAAAAGGGAACACCUUCUCUCUUGAGAUUCUUUCAAAGUGACAAACCUGUAGAAUCUUCAUCCUCAGGCUCCAAGUCAAAUUCUGAACUAAUUGAAGAGGAGCUACCUCUAGAAAGGCUGCUCAAAAAGGAUGGAAAUGACAUGGGCACAUCUGAUUCAGGUCGAGAUGAACCGACAGGUGCGUGGGGUUACAACAUUGAUGAGAUUGACCCCACUGUGGUUAAUGAGUUACCGCCAGAAAUCCAAGAAGAAGUGCGGACUUGGCUAAGGCCUCACAAGCGGGCUGAUUUAGUGAAACGUGGAUCUAAUAUCACCCAUUAUUUCUACCCGCAAAGAAUACAUAAAGAAAAUCCAAAUUCUUGA
Ilex paraguariensis (yerba mate) is the source of this 576-nucleotide messenger RNA. NCBI's taxonomy places the organism in Eukaryota, Viridiplantae, Streptophyta, Magnoliopsida, Aquifoliales, Aquifoliaceae. The record is from the annotation of a GenBank genome assembly.